AUGGUUGAAUACGUCUCUAUCAAUGGCGCCCAGUUAGCAUACCGAUUAAUCGGACCUGCAGAUGCACCGUUGAUAAUCACUCUACACGGUGGGCGAGGUUUUGGCGACCAUAAGUCAGAUUACAAAGCAUACUCAUCCCUUUCGUCCUCGUAUCGAGUACUUUCUUUCGACUUCCGAGGACAUGGUCAAAGUUCACGAACAGAGCCUUUCACAUUUCAUCAAGUCGUUGAAGAUAUUGAAGGUUUAAGGCGCCAUUUUCUUGGACCUAAUCAACCCUGUAUCAUAUGUGGUGGUAGUUUUGGGGGAUUUCUAGCCCAGCAGUAUGCAAUCACAUAUCCGUCUCAGGUUUCCCAUUUGAUUCUUCGAGGAACUGCUCCUUCACAUCACCAUGAAGAAACGGCUAUCCGUACUCUGGAACAAAGGGCAUCUAGAGCCCCAAAUCUUUCCAUCAAUUUCCUGAAAGAUAAGAUAUUCGGUCAAUUUGAGAGCGAUCUGGAAUUUCGACUUGUCAUGUACGCGGCUGCACCGCUAUAUAGCGAGAACUUUGACCCGGAUCUCGCGUUGAAGCACAACAUCGAGACCGUCUUUUAUGCAAAGUCCCACAAUGACCUCUAUUCCAAGCAGGAGAAAUUCUUCGAUUAUAGGGACCAACUUCCAUUGAUCACGGCGAAAGCUUUGGUUAUUGUGGGUGAGCGCGAUUGGAUUUGCCCACCGGAACAGUCCAAGGAUAUCGCUUCGAGGAUUCCAGGAGCGCAGCUGAAGGUUAUUGAAAAUGCCAAUCACAGCGUGCAUCUAGAGAAGAAUGCGGAGGUGAUCGGACUCAUUGAGAAACAUCUUUCGUAA
This is a messenger RNA of Penicillium roqueforti, 843 nucleotides long. RefSeq names its product alpha/beta fold hydrolase. Gene Ontology annotation, biological process: proteolysis. The transcript has 4 exons. Gene Ontology annotation, molecular function: peptidase activity. Bases 1 to 843 code for a protein of 280 amino acids. Lineage: Eukaryota; Fungi; Ascomycota; Eurotiomycetes; Eurotiales; Aspergillaceae. The record is from RefSeq and is a predicted model, not a curated record.